Molecule: messenger RNA, 783 nt
Organism: Salpingoeca rosetta
Lineage: Eukaryota; Choanoflagellata; Craspedida; Salpingoecidae
Exons: 8
Coding region: 1-783 (260 amino acids)
Source: RefSeq, a predicted model, not a curated record
AUGAAAGCGUCUUGCUCUGGCUUUGCGUUGAUCAGGGCAUCUGCCUCUCUGCGAGGCGCUUUUCAGGGCCACAAAGACCUGCAGCAAUUGAUUGCAGCUGACACAAAUGCCAAGCGAGCGUGGAAGACGUACCUCCACGCCCAGUACGAAGUCCACAAGUGCCUGCUGAAAUGGGCGGAGAAGCAGUCACCGCAAGUACAGCAGCGCGUGGGUUCCGUGGCCACCAUUCAGUUUAUGCUCCUUGACCGCGAGCGGGCGCUCGGAGACAGAAUCAAGGCGAGGAGACAAGUCUUCGAGAACAUCCUCUCCAAGGAGAGGAUAUGCGACACAUUUCGGCGUGACCGGCAGCGGUUGAAUCGGCAGCUGGCGUCGCUCCAGCGCGAGCAGCAGCGAAAGAGCGGGCGGAGAGGCGGAACAGCGGCAUCCCUGGCCACCAAGAUUCAACAGAUGAACGAACGUAUCCAGGUGACGGUUUCGCAGCUCUCACAGCUUGAGGAUGAACUGCAAGCGCUUAUCGACCACAAAACACAGGAGGUGUUUGUGCGCUAUAUGGAAGCAGAGAAUGAGCUGUUGCGAUUGCGCGCGAGCGUUAACGAGUGUGUCAAGGCAUUUGUGCUUGGUGGCGAUCCCGCGUUAAUGGACACGGCGCAACAGUUGGUACAACAGGCUGGCACCGAGCAGCAGGAGCCAGUCACCAUCGAGGCGGCACGCCGACGCCUGAGCAUGGUCAGCCUACGAAGCGCUUCCAUCUCGGAAGAUCCGCCCCCAUACUCGCCCACAUGA